AUGGGCGAUUGGAAUGAAGCCACCGAUCCAGAGGGCCGUGUAUACUACUAUAAUACUUCUGGAGAAACAAGUUGGGAGAAACCCAGAGAAUUGUACACGGAUUUGGAGUUGAAACUGGAUCAGCAUGGAUGGAAGGCUGGCAAGACUGACGAUGGAAAAGUGUACUACUACAAUACGUCCACAGGAGAAUCUAAAUGGGAAAUUCCCACAUUUCCUGAAGGUCAGAAAACAUCUGAAUCUAGUGAACCAAUAUCUGAUAUGCAAAAGAGCUAUGAGAAUAAAUCGCUGCUGCUCCAAGUGAGCACAAAACCUAAACAAGAAGCAGAGAAAACAUUUAUCAGCAUGCUGGAAGAACAUGGAAUUGAUUCAACGUGGUCUUUCAACAAAAUUAUUUCUGAGCUUAGUAGCACGGAUCCAAGAUACUGGUGCGUGGACGACGAUCCCCUCUGGAAAAGACAGAUGUUCGAAAAGUACUUAUCGAAUAGAACUGAAGAUCAGUUACUAAAAGAGCAUUCUGCUGUGAAUAAAUUCAAAACGGCGUUUGUUGAAAUGCUGAAGCAGAACAAGGAAAUACACUAUUACACACGAUGGGUAACUGCAAAGAGGAUUAUAGCUAAUGAGCCAAUCUACAAACACUCGGUAGUGAGUGAAAAAAUAAAAAGGCAAACAUUUUCAGAUUAUGUUGAAGCGUUACGUCAAGAACGGUCAAACUUAAGAACGGAGAACAGGGAGCAGGCUCUUCUGGAACUUCGGGAAUAUCUAGAAGAAAUUAUACCAGGCAGAAGCGCCCUUUUAUCUUGGCACGAUCUUUCAAAUAAGUAUCUGUUUGAAAACAAUUCCCGUUUUAUGUCAAACAAGCAUUUUGUACUUUUAACGAAGGAGGAUGUUUUGAAGGUUUAUAUCAGUAUCGUCGAGAAAUUCGCCACUCAAAUUGAGCAAGAGAUUACCAAAUACCAAGCAGUAAACUACACGAAAGACCGAAUCGCGAGGGACAAUUUCAAACAGCUAUUGAAAGAGUUUGAUCACGAUAUUCACUCAAACACGAAGUGGGAAGAUAUCUACCCUCUUAUCAAGUCCGAUGAGAGAUUUCUGUCGUUGCUGGGUAGAGAUGGUUCUUCUCCACUAGAUUUAUUCUUAGAUGUUGUCGAGGACAAAGCGAUAACGGUCAAUGCACAAAAGAGUAUUGCUCAUCAGUUUUUGAUAGACACAAAAUUUCAGUGGCUUGAGGAUGAUGAAUCCAACAUUUUAGCUCUUAAAAAUGUUCUAGGGAAUAGCGAACAAUUCAAGGGCAUUGACGAUGUGGACCAAAAUACCAUCAUUACGAAACUUCUCACUGAUUACCACAAAAAACUUUCCGAGCAGGCGCAACUGACAUUGCGAUUAGAGGAGCAAAAGAAGCGGUAUUUCACGUUACUAUUACAGCGACUUUACUCGCCACCCAGGACAAAACCCGAAACCUGGACGAUGGCAGUCGAGCAACUUAAAGAUUUCCCGGAGUUUAAUGACCUUAAAGAUGACGAGGUCAGGAGAGAAAUAUUUGAAGGAUUCCAAGUACCAUCGGAGAUUUCAGGACCUCCCCCAUCGACAGUAAAUCCGAAGAAAAGAGCGCUUGCACCCGUGGAGCUUGAUUACUAA
Lachancea fermentati is the source of this 1635-nucleotide messenger RNA. The record is from the annotation of a GenBank genome assembly. Lineage: Eukaryota; Fungi; Ascomycota; Saccharomycetes; Saccharomycetales; Saccharomycetaceae.